AUGAAGACAGCCACAGUGCCAGUGCUUCUGACCCUGGCUCUUUGCUUCAUACAAGAUGCUACCAGUGAGGAAGAAGAUCAGAAAGCAUGCAGUGGAUUUCGGGCAUUGAUGAAAAAUGGAAAACUGUUCUGUCCCCAAGAUAUGGAACUUUUUCAAAACCCUAAUGGAAUAAUGCUCAUCAACAAAUGUGCCACUUGCAAAAUAAUAUUGGAAAAAGAAGCAAAAUCCCAGGAAAGGACCAGGCAUUUAUCAAGAGCCAUCAGGGACACUGCCCCAGCAAAGCUGAACUGUGAUGGUUUCAGAAAAGGAGAAAGAGAUGGGGAUUUUAUCUGUACCCUUGAUAACGCAGCUGUUUGUGGCACAGAUGGGAAAACAUACAGUAACAGAUGUGUGCUGUGUGCCGAGAAUGCGAAAACCAGGUCCCAAGUUGAUGUAAAAAGCGAGGGAGAAUGCAGUAAUCCAGCACAGGAUGUGUGCAGUGCUUUUCGGCCCUAUGUGAAGGAUGGGAGACUUGGAUGCACAAGAGAAAAUGAUCCGGUUCUGGGUCCUGAUGGGAAGACUCACGGCAAUAAGUGUGCAAUGUGUGCUGAGCUGUUUUUAAAAGAAGCUGAAGAAAAUGCCAAGCGAGAAAGUGAAACAAGAGCACGACGAAAUGCUGAGAAGGAUUUUUGCAAGGAAUAUGAAAAACAAGUGAGGAAUGGAAGACUUUAUUGCACACGAGAGAGUGACCCAGUCCGUGGCCCUGAUGGCAGGAUGCAUGGCAACAAAUGUGCCCUGUGUGCUGAAAUUUUCAAGCGCCGUUUUUCAGAAGAAAACAAUACAGCAGAUCAAAAUCUGAGAAAGGCUGAAGAAAAAGUUAAAGUUAAAAGAGAAAUUGAGAAACUCUGCAGUGAAUAUCAAGAUCAAGCAAAGAAUGGAAUACUUUUCUGUACCAGAGAAAAUGACCCUGUUCGUGGUCCAGAUGGGAAAAUGCAUGGCAGCUUGUGUUCCAUGUGUCAAGCCUUCUUCCAAGCAGAAGUUGAAGAAAAGAAAAAGGCUGAAGCACAAGCCAGAAAUAGAAGAGAAUCUGAGAAGACAUCCUCAUACUCAGAACUUUGCAGUGAAUACCAAAAGCUUCUGAGGGAUGGAAAAUUGCCUUGUACAAGAGAGAGGGACCCCAUCCUGGGCCCAGAUGGGAAAAUGCACAGCAACACCUGCUCCAUGUGUGAAGCCUUCUUCCAAGCAGAAGAGGAAAAGAAAAAGAAGGAACGUGAAUCAAGAAAUAGAAGACAAUCUGAGAAUUCACCUUCCUUUGAGGAGUUGUGCAGCGAAUACCGUGAAUCCAGGAGGAAUGGACAUCUUCUGUGCACCAGAGAGAAUGACCCUAUCCAGGGCCCAGAUGGGAAAAUGCAUGGCAACACCUGCUCCAUGUGUGAGGCCUUCUUUCAGCAAGAAGAAAGAACAAUGGCUAAAAGAGAAGCUGCAAAGGAAACCUGCAGUGAAUUUCGGAAACAAGUGAGGAAUGGAAUGCUCGUAUGCACCAGGGAGAAUGAUCCUGUCCGUGGCCCAGAUGGCAAAAUGCAUGGAAACAAAUGUUCCAUGUGUGCGAGUGUGUUCAAACUUGAAGAAGAAGAGAAGGAAAAUAAUAACAAAGAAGAAAAUGGCAAAGUUGAAGCUGAAAAAGUAAAGAGAGAAACAGUACAGGAGCUGUGCAGGGAAUACCGUAACUAUGUGAGGAAUGGACGGCUCGCCUGCACUAGAGAAAAUGACCCUAUCGAGGGUCUAGAUGGGAAAAUCCAUGGCAACACCUGCUCCAUGUGUGAGGCCUUCUUCCAGCAAGAAGCAAAAGAAAAAGAAGCUGAAUCCAGAGCAAAAGUUAAAAGGGAAACUGAAACGGAUAGAUGCAGCGAAUUUCGGAGUCUUCUACAAAAUGGAAAACUUUUCUGCACACGAGAAAAUGAUCCUGUGCGUGGCCCAGAUGGCAAGACUCAUGGCAACAAGUGUGCCAUGUGUAAGGCAGUCUUCCAGAAAGAAGAUGAAGAGAGAAAGAGGAAAGAAGAGGAAGAUCAGAGAAAUGCUGCAGGACAUGGUUCCAGUGGUGGUGCAGGAGGGAAACCUCAGGACCAAUGUGCUGAGUUUCGGGAAAAAAUGAAAAAUGGAAAACUCAGCUGUACUCGAGAGAGUGAUCCUGUACGUGAUGCUGAUGGGAAAUCAUACAACAAUAAGUGUGUCAUGUGUAAAGACAUACUAGAAAGAGAAGCAGAUAGAAAAAAUGAGCAUUCUGGGGUCAGAUCAAAUGGGACUGGAUCAGCAUCAGAAAAGGAUGUAUGUGAUGAGUAUAGAAGUCAGAUGAAAAAUGGACAGCUUAUCUGCACUAGAGAAAGUGACCCCGUCCGGGGUCCAGAUGGAAAGACACAUGGCAAUAAGUGUGCUAUGUGUAAGGAAAGACUGGAAAGGGAAGCAGCUGAAAGAAAAAAGAAAGAGGAUGAAGACCGGAGAAACAAAGGAGAAAAGAACAAUGACAAGCAGGAUCAGUGUCAAGAAUUCCGGAACAAGCAGGUAGAGGGGAAGCUUGUCUGUACCAGAGAAAAUAACCCUGUCCGAGGCCCCUACGGCAAGAUGCACAUCAACAAGUGUGCUAUGUGUCAGAGCAUCUUUGACCGAGAAGCUAAUGAAAGAAAAAAGAAUGAGGAAGAAAAUUCAAGAGCCAAGCCCUCAAAUAAUGAAAAGGAUGAAUGCAGUGAGUUUCGAGCGUAUGUGAGGAACGACGAACUCACCUGCACUCGAGAGAAUGACCCAGUGCGCGGUGCUGAUGGAAAGUUCUAUAAGAACAAGUGCUACAAGUGCAGAGCUGUCCUUCAAAAAGAAGCUUUGGAAAGGGCACGACUUCAAGAGAAGCCAUCCCACAUUAGAGCUUCUGAAGAGGAAGACAGCCCAGAUUCCCCCAAUUCUUCUCUGGAUUCUGAGAUGUGCAAAGACUACCGAGUAUUGCCCAGGAUAGGUUAUCUUUGCCCAAAGGAUCUACAGCCUGUCUGUGGUGAUGAUGGCCAAACUUAUAAUAAUCCCUGCAUGCUCUGUCAUGAAAACCUGAUCCGCCAAACUAAUACGCACAUACGUAGUAAAGGGAGGUGUGAGGAGAGCAGCAGCCCAGCAAACACACCUGCCGGCACGUCCACCUCUGACAAAUGAUGCAAAGACUGGUGAAAGUCACGAGGAAAAAAGCAUACCCUAAUUCUGAAUCAUCUACCUUCACCAUCUGUACAUACAAAGAAUUCUUCAAAGCUUAUCUUAUUUUCUGUAGAAAACAAUACAGAGCUGUUGGUAAUG
Cynocephalus volans (Philippine flying lemur) is the source of this 3306-nucleotide messenger RNA. It is a transcript of the gene SPINK5, whose product is annotated as serine peptidase inhibitor Kazal type 5. The record is from RefSeq and is a predicted model, not a curated record. Bases 1 to 3168 code for a protein of 1055 amino acids. NCBI's taxonomy places the organism in Eukaryota, Metazoa, Chordata, Mammalia, Dermoptera, Cynocephalidae. Gene Ontology annotation, molecular function: protein binding. The transcript has 33 exons.